Molecule: messenger RNA, 1073 nt
Organism: Saccostrea echinata
Lineage: Eukaryota; Metazoa; Mollusca; Bivalvia; Ostreida; Ostreidae
Product: protein SSUH2 homolog
Exons: 9
Coding region: 1-1035 (344 amino acids)
Source: RefSeq, a predicted model, not a curated record
AUGAAGGUCUGUGUUCUGUGUAAAGUGGCCUUAAUACCUCCUCCACCUCUUCCACCCCCUCAGCAGCCACAAACUUUACAUCCCAGCCCCAUGAAGUUCGAAGACAUUGAUAACCUUGAUCAAGCGGCCUGUAGGCAGGCUAUGAUCGAUUAUACUGCUGAAAACUGUUGUUAUGAUUCCAUUGCAGUAAAAGAAAUGACCAUCACCCGCCAUAAUGGUUUAACUGCUUAUCAUUACACCUUAGAAACUUUCACUGAAUCUCGGCAGACAGAAUGUAAGCGUGAGCCGCAUCGUGGAGGCCGAGUUGAUGGCCCCGAAAAUGGCCCUUCGCCCUCACCUUGGGAUGUGCUUUGUAAUGCAGAAAAAAUAUUCCAUAAUCAAGAAAAGAAAAUUAAAAUUCCGCAUACAGAAUAUGUCCGUCCAUGUAACGAUUGUAUGGGACUUGGUUAUAUCCAGUGUUCGGAGUGUCGGGGAUCUGGUACGAAGGACUGCUCUUGCCGGAAAUGGUCACAUAAUCGGGAAUGCGACAGACUGUUGGGAAGCAAUGAAAGAAACACUUGUCAUUCGUGUCAGGGUGGAAUCUUGAAAUGUGAUAAAUGUUCCAGUAAGGGCAAAGCAACAUGUACUAAGUGUGCGGGAUCUGGAAACAUGAAGACAUUUACAGAACUUACGGUCAAAUUCACAAAUCACGUGAGUGAUUACGUCUUCGAGCGAUCUGACAUGCCAAAUCACUUGGUGAAAGAAGUAACCGGCAAAGUUGUGUUUGAGCAAGAUUUAGACCAGGUUUUUCCAUUAACGUCUUACCCGAUACCUGAGAUUAACAAUAAUUCAAUCAGAAUCGUCAACGAGCAUAAAAGGGCUUUCCCCAAUGAAAGAAUAAUUAGACAGAGACAACGUUUGCUUGCGGUUCCUGUCACGGAGGUCCACUUUACUUGGAAAGAUACGCGUUCGCGUUACUGGAUAUAUGGCAUGGAGAGAAAAGUGUACGCUCCCGAUUUUCCCCACCAAUGCUGUUGUGGUUGUACUGUCCUGUAAAAGCACGGAUAUUCUCGUGCCACCCUACGUACAAACAA